AUGUCAAAAGCAAAAAUAUCUGCGGAAUGGAGGAAACGCGUAAAGUCCGAGUACAUGCGUUUACGACAAAUGAAACGCUACAAACGAGCGGACGAGGUGAAAAUAGCUUGGAAUCAAAAUCGCAAGGUUAUGUCUGAACUGUUAUCAGUUGAACAAAAAAGAUGGACCGAUGGAAAAGCAAUGUGGUUAGCCAUGCAGGACAUUCCUCCACAUGUUUCUUGUAUGAAAAAGGCAGAAAUUACCAGCUCUGAUGGAGAUGUGCAAACGUGUCCGGUUAAAAUUAUUAGUGCAGUUACUCCUAUACCAACCAUGUACACCUGGGCACCUAUACAACAGAACUUUAUGGUCGAAGAUGAAACUGUGCUACAUAACAUACCAUAUAUGGGAGAUGAGAUUUUAGAUCAAGAUGGCACAUUUAUUGAAGAAUUAAUAAAAAAUUACGACGGAAAAGUUCAUGGAGACAGAGAAUCUGGUUUCAUGGAUGAUUCAAUAUUUGUGGACUUAGUAAAUGCUUUGGCACAGUACGAAAAAGAUGACAAGGAAAGAGAGCAUACAAAGAAAGGAAAAGAGAAGGAAGAGGAUAAAGACAAGAGAGAUAGUAGUAGCAUCAAAGCAGAAGUUAAAUCUGAAAAAUCGUCGGAAGAUGUUAAAACAGAAGUGAAUCCAUUUCCAACUAUGCAUAUAUUUAAUGCAAUAUCCAGUAUGUUUCCCGACAAAGGAAGGCCAGAAGAAUUGAAGGAAAAAUAUAUAGAACUAACAGAAAGAUCGGAUCCAAACGUUUUGCCACCGGAGUGCACACCUAAUAUUGACGGUGUGAAUGCAAAAAGCGUGCCACGGGAACAAACGAUGCAUUCCUUUCACACGCUUUUUUGUAGACGAUGCUUCAAAUACGACUGUUUUCUCCACCCAGCCAGGGGAACUUCGCCGCAAGGUCUUCAAGUCUGCCAUCCGGGACCGAACUUGCAAAAACGAAAAGGACCCGACCUGAAACCGUUCUCUGAACCGUGUGGGACAGAAUGUUACAUGCACUUGGAGGGGAUGAAAGAAAAACUGGCGGCACAAGCGGCUGACAUAAAAGAUGAGGAAAGCGAUGAGAAACGUGGAGCUCCUAGAAAAGUACGAAAACAAGCGAGUGUGGAUUCAGGAAACGAAGCAAGUAGCGAAGACAGCAAUGAUAGCAACAAAUACAGUCAAGGUGGUGGUUGUCAAGAUUUUAAACAGAACGUCAACAAAGAAACACGACCGGAAGAGACGAUGGAAGACCAAACCCAACCGGAAAAUCAGGUGCCAUUUACACUACUGGGUCUCGACAAACGAAUUAAAACGGAAAAUGAACUUUCGUGGACCGGUUCAGAGCAAAGUUUGUUUCGAGCUCUACAUAAAGCUUUUCCCGGUAAUCCAUGUGCAUUGGCACAAAUAAUGUUGACGAAAACGUGUCAGGAAGUGUAUCGAUUCGCGCAGAAGGAAGCCUCGGAUAUUCCAGCGAUUGAAAACUUGAAGGACUUUACACCCCCGCGAAAGAAGAAAAAGAAACACAGACUUUGGUCGAUGCACUGCAGGAAGAUACAGCUGAAAAAGGAUUCUGGUGCUAAUCAUGUCCAUAAUUUUGCACCUUGCGACCAUCCAGGAAGACAAUGCGACAACUCGUGUCCCUGUAUACAGGCACAGAAUUUCUGCGAAAAGUUUUGUCAGUGCAGCAGCGAAUGUCAAAACCGGUUCCCAGGUUGUAGAUGCAAAGCUCAGUGCAAUACAAAACAAUGCCCUUGUUAUCUAGCCGUAAGGGAAUGUGAUCCAGAUCUCUGCCAGACUUGUGGCGCUGAUCAGUUUCACAUUACUAAGAUAUCUUGCAAGAAUGUCAGUGUUCAACGCGGUCUUCAUAAACAUCUUUUAAUGGCACCGUCCGAUGUUGCCGGUUGGGGAAUAUUUCUUAAGGAAUCCGCGGCUAAGAACGAGUUCAUUUCUGAAUAUUGUGGUGAAAUUAUAAGUCAGGAUGAAGCUGACAGAAGGGGCAAAGUAUACGACAAAUAUAUGUGUAGUUUCCUGUUCAAUCUCAAUAACGACUUCGUGGUAGACGCUACGAGAAAGGGAAACAAAAUAAGAUUCGCCAAUCAUUCAAUAAAUCCUAACUGUUAUGCGAAAGUGAUGAUGGUAAACGGUGACCAUAGGAUAGGUAUUUUUGCUAAGCGAGCUAUUCAACCCGGUGAAGAACUGUUUUUCGAUUAUAGAUACGGACCAACGGAACAAUUGAAAUUUGUCGGCAUCGAACGUGAGAUGGAAUUUUUGUGAAAAAAUUGUCAUUAAUUUGAAAACGCAAGGAGAAAAAAAUAUUGUAAAAACUAAAUACUUUCCGUAUCGGGUACCUGAUGCCAUGAACUCAUUGGAUGAAAGCCUUACGUUUUACGUUAUUAUGAUUCAAGCGACACAUAAUAAGAAACUUCCACUAGUGUUACAAGAUAUCUCGUCUCUCCAGUCUAGUGGAAUCGGCAAAUAAAACGUAUUUGAAAAAAUAAAGUUCUAUUGUUCUUUAUAUUCUAGAAUAGAACGCCACCGAAUGAAUUUCAUAAUUGUGUUUGCAUUAAAUAAAUUUCGAUGACGAAUAGAA
Molecule: messenger RNA, 2602 nt
Organism: Dufourea novaeangliae
Lineage: Eukaryota; Metazoa; Arthropoda; Insecta; Hymenoptera; Halictidae
Gene: E(z)
Product: histone-lysine N-methyltransferase E(z)
Exons: 12
Coding region: 1-2286 (761 amino acids)
Biological process (GO): chromatin remodeling
Molecular function (GO): protein binding; histone H3K27 methyltransferase activity
Source: RefSeq, a predicted model, not a curated record